Messenger RNA from Drosophila santomea, 1762 nucleotides. It is a transcript of the gene Dronc, whose product is annotated as caspase Dronc. The record is from RefSeq and is a predicted model, not a curated record. Gene Ontology annotation, biological process: proteolysis. The coding region runs from base 402 to 1757 and encodes 451 amino acids. Lineage: Eukaryota; Metazoa; Arthropoda; Insecta; Diptera; Drosophilidae. Gene Ontology annotation, molecular function: cysteine-type endopeptidase activity. The transcript has 2 exons.
ACCAAUCCCACAGUUCGAUUUAUUCGUUUAGUGGCGAGAGUGGCUGCGCGAAGUGCCCGAAAGUCCUUUUGUUUCAAAAGAAAUCUUAUUCGAAGAACCCCGAUCCUUGCGAGGAUCGUCUAGUGCAAUAUAUGGACUAGGUAAUUUGCUUUUGGAAAAAUAAGGACACCAGCAGAGUCGCGGAUUUGUGCCCCUUCCUGAAAGUCGCACAACAAGAACAAAAAGGCGACAACAAAGCGGAGACAAAGAAACGAAAACUAGCGCCAAACGAAGUCAGUCACGGAAAAACCUUGAGGUGACUCACUGCCAAUACCACUGCCAAUUGGAGACUGAUCACUGCCUCAUCCUUGGCGCUCCCAAUAAGCGGAGUCACCGGAACGAGUGGACAAACCAUAUCCGGAAUGCAGCCGCCGGAACGUGAGAUCGGAAUGCCAAAGAGGCAUCGCGAGCACAUCCGCAAGAAUCUGGAUUUCCUAGUUGCGAGGACGAACUACGAUCAACUGGCAACGGAGUGCGUGCACCGGGGCAUCCUGUCCGUUCAGAUGUUGAGAAAUACGGAGGAUCUGAAUGGGGAGCGAUUCAACAUGGACGAUAAGGAUGUGAUCUUGGAGCAGCAUCGUCGGCUCUUCUUGAAGAUCACCCAGCGAGGUCCCAACGCCUACAACCUGCUGAUCGAUGCACUGCACAAGGUCAAUUGUGUGGAUGCCGCCAAGCUAUUGGAGUCCGUCGAUGAGUCCGGUUCAAGGCCACCCUUUAUCUCGCUAAACGAACGGAAUUCCAGCCGGAAGUCGGCCGAUAUUGUGGACACCCGUUCACCACAAGCAUGCGAAGGACCCUGUGUCAGCAAGAGAUCCCUAAACGAUCCACUCGGACCACUCACUCCGUACACGGGCCCCACUGUCGGACCCCAACGCGUCGUUAUUAAAUCGGACAAGAUAUACACGGAUAGCGUGGUAGGCACAUAUAAGAUGCAAUCGCGUUGGAACCGCGGCGUUUUGCUAAUGGUUAACAUAAUGGACUUUCCGGAGCCAAAGCGCGUACGGACGGGAGCCGAGGUGGACAGCAACUCGUUGAUCCACUUGUUCAAGGAACUGGGAUUUAAGAUUUUCCCCUACGGGAACGUAAACCAGCAUCAGUUCUUCGAAAUUCUGCGAAAGGUUACCUCGUCGUCGUAUGUGCAGAACACCGAGUGUUUCGUGAUGAUACUGAUGACACACGGCAAUCGUGUGAACGAGAAAGACAAGGUGGAGUUUUGCGAUGGAUCUGUGGUCGAUAUGCAAGAGAUCAAGAACCACUUUCAGGCGAACAUCAGUCCUUAUUUGGUGCACAAGCCCAAGGUGCUUAUAUUCCCCUUUUGCCGCGGUGAAAAUUAUGAUUUGGGACAGCCACAGAAUCAAUACAAUCCCAUGAUGCCAAUUUAUACGUUGCAACCGGAGGAGGCACCUGACGCCCAGACGGAGGGCAUAUCCAGUCCGAGCCCCAAUGUGCCAACUCUCGCAGACACUCUAGUCUGCUAUGCCAAUACGCCGGGCUAUGUUAGCCACCGGGAUCCCGACGAGGGCAGCUGGUACAUCCAGAAGUUCUGCGAAGUGAUGGCCGAUCAUGCCCACGACACAAAUCUCGAGGAUAUCCUAAAGAAGACACACGCUUCCGUGGGCAAUAGGCGCACCAAGAAGGGUUCGAUGCAGACCGGUGCCUUCGAUAAUCUUGGUUUCAACAAGAAACUCUACUUCAAUCCCGGAUUUUACACAGAGUAGUCGCA